CUCGGCAUAAACCUUCGCUUAGGGUUUUUCCUCUGCUGAAGCUAAAGCUCGAUCCUUUCGCACUCUAUCCACAGAAAUGGCGUCUCAAAUCUUCUCCCGCGCCUUCCCUAAAUCUCUGACCUCAGCCUUCUUCUAUUCUCGCUCUCUUUCAUCCGCCAUCAGCGCCACUUCAUCUGCUCCUCUCCCCGUCGGGGCUCGUUUCCCCCUCUCCGCCCUUGCGUUCCUCCGCCGCCUCCGCCCCCUCGCUGUCGCUUCUGCUGAUAUCCAUCGCCGCAUGGUUGCGCCUCCCACCUUGCGAACCUUCUCAACCCGUGCGACUUCCUCUUCGCUCAAUGAUCCCAACCCCAACUGGUCGAACCGGCCUCCUAAAGAGACCAUCUUGCUUGAUGGAUGUGAUUUUGAGCAUUGGCUUGUUGUCAUGGAGAAGCCCGAAGGUGAACCCACCAGGGACGAGAUCAUUGAUAGCUAUAUCAAAACUUUGGCUCAAGUGGUGGGCAGUGAAGAGGAGGCCAGGAUGAAGAUAUAUUCAGUUUCAACUAGACACUACUUUGCAUUCGGGGCCCUUGUAUCAGAAGAACUUUCGUACAAACUGAAGGAAUUGCCUAGAGUUCGGUGGGUUCUUCCUGAUUCAUAUUUGGAUGUCAAGAACAAAGAUUAUGGAGGUGAACCCUUUAUAAAUGGGCAAGCUGUUCCAUAUGAUCCCAAGUAUCAUGAAGAAUGGGUAAGGAACAAUGCUCGAGCAAAUGAAAGGAACAGGCGCAAUGAUAGGCCUCGAAAUGCUGACAGGUCAAGGAAUUUUGAGAGGAGAAGGGAAAAUAUUGUGAACAGAGAUAUGCAGGGCAGACCUCCUAUGCAGGCUGCUAGUCCUAACAUGACUGGAGUCCCUCCAAGCCAACCUGGUGGGGUCCCUCCAAGCCAACCUGGUGGGGUCCCUCCAAGCCAACCUGGUGGAUUCCCUCCAAGCCAACCUGGUGGAUUCCCUCCAAGCCAACCUGGUGGAUAUCCUCCUAGUAACCCUGCUGGAUAUCCACAUCAACAAGGUGGAUACCCUCCCAACAAUCCAAGCGGAUAUGCUGCCACCAACCCAGGCGGGUACCCUUCCAACAAUCCAGGGGGAUACCCUUCCAGCAAUGCGGGUGGGUACCCUUCUAGCAAUCCAGGGGGAUACCCUCCCAACAACAACCCAGGCGGGUACCCUGCCAACAACAACCCAGGCGGGUACCCUCCCAGCAACAACCCAGGGGGAUACCCUCCCAACAACCCAGGCGGAUACCCUCCCAGUCAAAUGGGUGGAUUCCCUCCCCAUAACAUGGGCGGAGGCCCUCCUAACAGCCAGGGAAACAUGCCACCGAGCAAUAUGGGAGGGGCGCCAUCAAAUCAGAACAUGGGAGGGGCUCCACCAAAUGCAGGAUGGUCCGGUAGAGACUAUUAGUUUAGUUUAGUUACACUUGAAACUAGGAUAAUGAAGGCGCAGCUGGCGGGAGUCAAUAUUCUACUUGAGAUGAUUGGCACAUAUGGCAGUCUUGUGGCCAUGUAGAUAAUGAAGAACUGUGUCCAAGACAAUCUGGGGUGUAUGGCAUGUGUUGGAAAAAUUCUAAAUUUUUUAGUUUUGCUUGUCAAUCCAAUGAAUUAUGAAUCUUUAUGUUGAGUAAUGGAACAACUACAUCAUUUUUGCAGUUAAGAUUAUUUUGUUAUUUUAAA
This is a messenger RNA of Neltuma alba, 1701 nucleotides long. RefSeq names its product multiple organellar RNA editing factor 8, chloroplastic/mitochondrial. Lineage: Eukaryota; Viridiplantae; Streptophyta; Magnoliopsida; Fabales; Fabaceae. Gene Ontology annotation, biological process: cytidine to uridine editing; mitochondrial mRNA modification. The coding region runs from base 77 to 1432 and encodes 451 amino acids. Gene Ontology annotation, cellular component: mitochondrion. The transcript has 4 exons. The record is from RefSeq and is a predicted model, not a curated record.